Messenger RNA from Nerophis lumbriciformis (worm pipefish), 930 nucleotides. RefSeq names its product olfactory receptor 10AG1-like. NCBI's taxonomy places the organism in Eukaryota, Metazoa, Chordata, Actinopteri, Syngnathiformes, Syngnathidae. The record is from RefSeq and is a predicted model, not a curated record. Gene Ontology annotation, cellular component: membrane. Gene Ontology annotation, biological process: detection of chemical stimulus involved in sensory perception of smell; G protein-coupled receptor signaling pathway. Gene Ontology annotation, molecular function: olfactory receptor activity; odorant binding; G protein-coupled receptor activity.
AUGGAUGCUGAAUUCAAUGGAACAUUUAUAACUCUUGGUGGUUUUGUAGACGUGGACAAAUAUGGAUAUAUUUACUUUGUCAUCUUGUUGACACUAUAUAUUAUCAUCCUCUGUGCUAACGGCACCAUUAUAUGUCUAAUCUGGAUCCACAGGAACCUUCAUGAGCCUAUGUACAUUUUCAUUGCUGCUUUGUCAAUCAACUCUGUUUUGUUUAGCACUGCUCUCUACCCUAAACUUUGCAUUGACGUCUUAUCUCAAAAACAGAUCAUUUCUUAUUCUGCUUGUAUGUUUCAAUAUUGUAUCUAUAAUUCUUUAGGUCCUUCAGAUGUCUUACUGUUGUCAGCCAUGGCUUAUGACAGGUAUGUGUCUAUCUGCAAACCCCUGCAGUAUCCAACUAUCAUGGGAAAAAGAACUGUUAUUGUCCUCUUGAUUUUGGCCUGGUUUUUACCUGCAAGCCAGCUUGCAGUUGGAGUUUUAAUUAUGUUUAAACAAAAAAUGUGCACUUUUACUACAGGUGGAUUUUGGUGCAACAAUUCAGUCCACAGGCUUUACUGUGUAAAAUCAACAUUUCUUACAGUUUAUGUUUUGAUUUUCAUAAUAGGUAUUGUUGUUAUUCCUGUGAUGUUCAUCCUUUUUACGUACAUAAAAAUAUUUCAAAUAACUUAUCAAAGUUGUGUCGAAGUGAGGAAAAAAGCUAUAGAGACAUGUUUACCCCACCUGAUGGUUUUAAUCUGCUCUUCUAGUUUAGGUGCAUUUGAUGCUACGACCGAUCGAAUGGAGUCAAAUCUUCCAAAAAGUAUACUUUUAGUAAUCACUUUUCAAAUAAUUGUGUUUUCUCCUUUGUUCAAUCCAAUCAUAUAUGGAGUGAAAAUGAAAGACAUUUCCAAACACAUCAAAACAUUGUUUUGUCAGGUCAAACCCCUGAAAUAA